CUUUGAUGUAAGCAGUGUCGGCGAGUCGGGAGCAAGUCUCGUGGUACGAAGCAGUGGAUUUUGCUGUGUUUACAUGCCACAUUUUUUCCUUGAAAGAAGCAACCCAAGCUGGAUGGCAGCAAAUAUUUAACUACUAGUAGCUAGUCCGGCCAAAACGUCAGUCUCCUCAAUACAAGGACCAUUAUUUGACAUAUCCACCUAUCAAGUGUGUUAUAUUGAUGUUAACUUGACUUGUCACGUUUGGCUGGAUUUUCAAACACGCCGCCUCAGAGCACGUGCUUGACGUCACAAAUAUCGAUCGUCUGCUUUCCAGGACGCCUGUCGUCUGCUCGCUCUAGCGUCGCGCGGGACAUACGCUACAGGCAGGUAAAACAAAAUGUCCGACUAUAAAACACUGAAGGAGAGACAACUGCGGAUUGGGGGUUUGUAUGAAGACGACGAUUUCCCCGCUGAUGCGAGAUCGCUGUACUAUAAGGGAGAAGGAUCGCCGUACGUCCAGUGGAAGAGACCGAAGGAAAUCACCAAGGAUGCCAAGUUUAUCGUCCAUGGAGCCAAGUACUAUGACAUGCAGCAGGGGGAACUCGGUAACUGCUGGUUUGUGGCGGGAGCUGUUUCUCUGGCCUGUCACAACCAGAAACUGUUCAACAGAAUCGUGCGCACUGACCAGGACUUUGACAGGGACUACGCAGGGAUAUUCCGGUUCUAUUUCUGGCAGUACGGCGAGUGGCGGGAAGUCGUCAUUGAUGAUCGCCUGCCCACAAGGAGCGGCGAUCUUAUCUAUUGCAGCAAUCAGAAGGAACCAAAUGAAUUUUGGUGUCCGCUCCUUGAGAAGGCUUAUGCCAAGCUGUAUGGCAGUUACGAGGCCAUUGACGGGGGCCGGAUCCACGAUGCCCUGGUGGACAUGACGGGUGGUAUAUCGGAGCUGAUCGACCUCACUGAAACCCACCCUCCCCGGGACGCUCUGGCACGAGCCCUGCAGGAUUGCAGCAACAUGAACACCUUGAUUGGAGGGGCCAUAUUUAGAAGAAUUAAUUCUUUCCGUCGUGAGACCCGACGUGACAACGGUUUGUAUGAAGGCCACGCCUACAGCCUCACUGACAUAGUCACAGUGGAAGUGCAGGGGAAGGAGGUGUUGUUGUUGCGCCUGCGCAAUCCUUGGGGUAAGGGCGAGUGGAACGGUGCUUGGUCGGACGGCGACGUGAACUGGAAACUGAUGAGUUCCAGGAACAGGUCGAAGAUCGAUUACCACAAGAAGGCAGACGGGGAGUUCUGGAUGAGUAUUGAAGAUUUUCUGAAGAACUUUGACGAAAUCGAGAUGUGCCACCUUUACCCUGACGCCCUGACUCAGGAGAUCGCAGUGGACACGAAGAAGAAGCAGUGGGAGGUGAAGGAGUUUCACGGCGCCUGGAUCCGAGGCGUCACCGCUGGUGGGCCCAUGAGCAGCUUCACGUCAAGGUUGUUCUGGAAGAACCCCCAGUACAAGCUGAAGCUGGACAAGAUGGACACCAAGGCCAGCGUCGUCAUAUCCCUAAUGGAGGUCGACAACAAACUGCUCAGGGACGUGACUGACGUCGCUAUAGGAUUUGUCAUUUUCAAGCUGCAAGAAGGGAGACAACCCAACCGGCUAUCUGGUCAGAACUUCUACGAGUACACUCCGCGGUUGGAGGAGACGUCAGGCAAAUUCUGGCCUUACCGUGAGCGGACCAUGCGGUUUGAGCUGGAGCCUGGAACGUACGUCAUCGUCCCGUCUACCUUUAAGGCAUCUAGUGAAGCCAAGUUCUAUCUCCGCAUCAUGGCGGAAGUUGCGCCGAACGCUAGUCCCAUAGAAGAGCCUACUGGUCCAAUUGGCGAUGACCACGAUCUGACGACAGACGCACUGGAAACGUCCUUCAAGAAAAACGCCGGAUCAGACGGGAAAGUGGAUGCAGUUUCACUGAGGAACAUCUUUAGUGACACAAAAAAAGAAGAGUAUGGAGCCAGUGACGGCUACAGCCUCGAGACAUGUCGCUGCCUCGUCGCUUUGCACGAUGUUCCAAUUGAAGGGUUGUUAGAUCUUACGAAAGUGAAAAAAGCCUGGGACACUGUCAAAUUAUGGACGAGAGCCUUUAAGUCCUUUGAUUUGGAUAGCACAAAGUCAAUAGACUCAUAUGAAUUGGGAGAACUUUACAAGAAAGUCGGCUUCGCUGUGCGGUCUGAGGUGCUGAAGGCAGUGGUGCGGAGAUACGGAGGGCGAGAUGGUGUCAUCAAGGAGGAUGACUUCAUCCAGAGCCUCUGUAAAAUCAUGACACUAUACUAUACCUUCAAGGCAAAUGCGUACGAUCAGAAAGUGACAAUGGACUUAAACCAGUGGCUGAAGUGCACACUGUACACCUAGCUUCAACCCCUGGCAGUUCUCACUCGGGUACUCACGGCCGUCAAGAUGUGCUAUGUGACUUUUAGAUGCAUAGUGUGUGUUCUCUUGUUAAUGUUAAUUACAUAUUUCAUAACUCAUUUCAUUUUCAUUUCACUAGUGUGAAUACCAACAUUAAUUCUGCUAGAUUUCUCAGUAUUCCUUCCAUCUAAAUGAUGUAUUUUAUUCUUUCUUGCUAGCAAUAUAUCACGCUUGUAUUCCGUUCCUUAUACAGAGACCAAAGUUGUGCCUAUUAACGGCGUUGUGAUCAACAGGAAAGAUCCACUGGCCUCCUUGUCUAACAUUGCUGAACAUGAACUAAUCUUUUUUUAUUUCUGAUCAUUGAUGUGAUAGGAAAUCACUACAUACUAUAAAACAAGUAUGGCUUUAUAAAAUGAAAUUUUUUUAACGCUUCCAAACGAUAGGUUUUGCCAUAUAGUAACUAAUUACAUUAGAUAUUGGAGUUUUAGAGACGUGUAUUAACAACAAAGUCUAGACCUUAACUGGAAAUAUUCACUGCACCGUGGCGCCCAAAUGGAUUACCAAGCACACAUUCUGUCUCUGGAUGCAUAGCCACUAUAUCCUAUAACCAUUCCAGGUGUUUUUGUUUGUCCUGUGAAGCAAUGUGAUCACAUCCAGCAUACAUCUCCUUAUAUGCCGAGACCCUGCAUGAUCUGAUUUCAGAGUAUCAAUGAUGCAUGCUUCAUUUAAAUGCAUAUCAGUAUGAGUGUGUUCAAGUGUGUGGUUUCACUAUAUGCCAUUAUAUAUGUCACUUUUUAUCCUUCCUUAUAUACUCAACGAUAUAGUACUAUUGAAUAAUAAUGAAUAAUACAUUGGAUUACUUUAAUUUACGUUAUAUAUUUAUCGUCCAUCUUUUUGGCCCUGCAUAAUAUCAUCAUCUUUUUGUUCAGCAGAAAGUAUAUUUUCCUGAGACAUGUGUAUAAAGCAAUAAACGGUUUCACAAGUUAUUGAACCUCAAAUUAACGAACAAAUGUAACUUGCUGCAACAACAUAUGCACAAAGAAUAUUGUAUAUUCGUGUGUUUACAGAAAGUCGUGCAGUAACAGUAGUGAUGUUAUAUUUCUAGUGUCGUGUCAGAACCUGUAGUAUGAGUUAAUACAGUAUUGACUUACGUCGCGUCGAAAGAGAUAAAGACGUUGAAAUCCAAGUCACCUCGGUCUUCAAAAAUCGUGAUAUUUUUUGUUUUGUAUAUAUGUUUUGAAAAAUGAUCCUGUAUUUUCUAAACAAAAUAAAUUAUAUUUUCUUCAAAA
Haliotis rufescens (red abalone) is the source of this 3660-nucleotide messenger RNA. RefSeq names its product calpain-B-like. Gene Ontology annotation, cellular component: cytoplasm. Gene Ontology annotation, biological process: proteolysis. The transcript is spliced from 20 exons. The record is from RefSeq and is a predicted model, not a curated record. The coding region runs from base 377 to 2374 and encodes 665 amino acids. Gene Ontology annotation, molecular function: calcium-dependent cysteine-type endopeptidase activity; calcium ion binding. NCBI's taxonomy places the organism in Eukaryota, Metazoa, Mollusca, Gastropoda, Lepetellida, Haliotidae.